CGCAUUUAAAAAGUAGAAUGUAAUUUUUAGUCAUAAAAUCUUAACUGACCAUUAAUCUGCUAUACCUAGUCCAUAAACCUGAGGUUUCUUCGAGAAACACAUGUACAGUCUUGGCUUCAAUUCUUUGCCUUUUAGCAAAGUUAUUCGAACGUCAUUGGGAUUGAUAAAUAUGUGCUUUAUUACGGCGACCGACAUAAAUCUCGCAUGUGACGGAUGACGUGUUUAACACUAUAAUUUCCGAACGACUCCGAAUAUCAAAAAAUCACUUUCCCCAUAUAUUCUAGACUAUAUCUAGAUACAAUUGAUGUAAAAAAAAAUCGAUUCCGUGAAACCGACACACCGGAUGACCCCCUUAAGUGGAACAAUACCUGUAAAGAGGCAAAAAUAAACCAGUUUUAAAUAUUCUUGAAAACACCUUUGUUUUCUAUUUGCUACAUUCUGCAUCUGACUGUUGUGGACAGAAGAUGUUUUUUUCAGGUUCAGAGAAAGUGCAGGUGUGUCUACAAAGGGAUUCUCACCACAGCUAUCAACUGCUAGCUUUAGGAGCAGAGGUUUGUAUUGUCGCCGCGGCGUUAUGGCUCAUUAACAAAGUUUUAGGCACUCUCUGUAGACCACUUUCAAAAUUAAGUUUCCUUUUCCUUGAAAGAUCAAGAAAACUAUUUUUAAAAAUAGAUUUUAGAAAUUGCAAGUAAUGAGUACGAAGAAAAGCGGCCCUAAGUGCCGCAAAACCUCUAACGAUGCUCAGCGUAUUAACGACGUUUGCGAGGAUGACUUGGGGCGUACCCAAAUCGAACUGCUGGCAAAGACGAACAGCGAACUUAGGGACACUGUGAAAUCCCCGCAGUCUAUACUGGCGACAGUUUUUCCAGCUAUCAACGUGGGAUAACAUGCUGCCCUGACCAAGCCAGCAGAAGUACCAGCUCACUAUCUUCGAGAGAGCGAGCCACGUCAAGCAGCGACUUUGUCAGUCCGUCCAACACAGCAAAUGAGCUAAAGCAGGGAGCCGAAGCAGAAAAGAUGUGCCUUGCGGUCGUCAACGAGGAGUAACAAGAAGACCCCAUCAACUUCGUCUGCCGGCGUAAGAAGCCCCAAAAGCAGCAGGAAGGCAGCCAACAACCAUUAAUGAGAGAACGUGAAAAAGAUUUAUCUUCAAGUCAGGUGUAUAAAGUUAAUAGACUUUGGUGGUCAUUAUGCAUUGGUGCGUUCGUACUGAUAUUGUUGCUGGUCCCGAUCACGCAAAUAGUGAAUAAUUUCUCAAUUUACUUUUCGAAAACCGGAUAUCAGUUACCUUCAUACUACUGCAAAGACGUGUGCAGCAUUUACUUGGUAGAAACCAUUCCUAUUAGGCAUGAUAUGGAUUAUAUUUCAGAACAUUCAAUAUAUGAUGCUUGGCUAAGUUUGUUGGAAGCAGCUGAAAAAACGAUAGACAUAUGUUCGUUUAGUUGGAGUUUGCAAGGAGCGGACCAGAACUACGCGCUGUCUUUUGAAGACAACGACUUAUUUCAAGCUCUUCGAAAAUUCGACUCAAAUAGGAAAGGCAAAGUGAACAUUUUUGUAGAUAAUUUCACUUGGCAGGACGUCACCAUAAGAGAGAUUAGUCCAUUGGAAAAUUACCACGUACAACUCAUGCAUUUGCCUAAAGUAAAGGAGUCUCACACAACUGCCUGGGUAGCCGACAGAAUGCACUUCUAUCUUGGUACAGCCAGUGUCGACUGGAGAUUUUUCCGGCAGGACAAGGAAAUGGGUGUCCUCUUAAAGAAUUGCCCGUGUUUAGCAGAGGAACUGGUUAGUAUUUUUCAUGCGGCGACUGUCCAACCCAGCACAACUGAUAUACGACCCGAGCUUGCCAAAUUACAUCGUAUCGACUUUGACAAUAAAUAUGAAAUGGACUCUUUUUUCACGAUUUCCGGGCCAAUGAAGGAUUUUAUCGGAGGAAUAUCUACAGAAGAUGCCAUAGUUAAAGCAAUAGCAAAUGCCAAGAAAUUUAUUUAUAUUUCAGUGAUCACAUACUAUCCUUUUAAGAAACAACUGCCGGAUGUACUAUAUUUGAGGAAGAUUCACGAAACGUUGUGUGGAGCUAUUGAAAGACGAAAUAUUUCUAUAAAACUUUUAACGUCUUGGACAGAAAGUACAGAUGAAGAGGAGCAAUUUCUCAAUUCAUUUCAACGAUAUGCACAAGAAAUUACCGGAAAAAAAUUUAAAUUGAAAAGGAUUUCCUUUCCCAAAUGGCAUACUAAAAAAGGUUCGAUAGAUCACAGCAUGUUUCUGGUGACCGAUAAUACAGCUUUCAUUGGUAUAUCUGAUUGGAGAGCAGAUUAUUUUUUCGAUACUCCAGGGAUUGGCUUAGUUCUACAAGAAGUGGGCAACAAAGCAGAGCAAACAAUAAGGACUCAACUUAUAAAGCUCUUUCAGCGUGAUUGGAAUAGUCAAUAUGCAUUUGCUAUACAGUUGUGAUGGCCGGGAAAAUAGAAAACAAGUCAGGAAACCGGAAGCUGGGCGCUUCAGGUAUGAAAGGUUUUGUUUGCUUCUUGUGUGAGUAUAUUUGAGUGUAGAACUAUGCCAUUUGUGCACUUCCGGUUUCCCGACUUGUUAUAAAAGUGUUCUUGCGAUGAACACAGCCAACAAUCAACGCCAAAUUUUUACCACUUACUGAUAUUUAUUAUGCUAAUAACUAGUCGUUGAACGAAGAGUUUUUUAUUACUUCCAAAAAAUAUAUUUUUUAAGUAAAAAAUUUUCAAUUUUUCUAUAAUACCUCGAAAAAGUACAAAAUUUUUUAAAACCGUGGUCGUUUAAAAAUUCCCAAAUUGACAAAUUUUUUAUUCAGUAACUAAAUAAUACGAUAUACUAACGAAAUUAUAUUAAAAUUUUGACUUGGGAUGAACUAUUCUCGGGUUAUCGUGUCCACCGCAAACCAUUUCCAAAAAGGUACUCUUGAUAAACUGUAGUAGAUCCACCACCUUUAACUUUUUUUCUUCAAAAAAUACUUUUACAUGUAUCCUGCGAUAUCUAAUCGAUGCUGCCAACAGUUUUUUAAUAAACAUUUAGUAAGCAGUCGAAAGAAAAUCUAAGAAGCAUCGUUAUAUCACUGCAACUGUAUAUAUCCCCUUAAGGGAACACUCUGGUAUCUUUUCAAAAAGAACUUUUUAAAAUUUUAAGUAAAUUUUAGGUAACGGUCAAAUUUUCAACCCGUUUUCCUAAGGGGUUCCAGCCGUGAGGAAUAUACAAUGGGGAGGCUAUGUUGGAGGAAGGGAAAGGUCCCCCUGUUUAACUCGAUUCGAUUCGAUUUUUUUCUCUUUACCUAAUUCGAAAAUAUAACGUAUUGAAAAUUUAUUGUCAAAAUCUCAGAUUAAAAUCCAAAAUAUUUCUUAACCUGUAGCACAAAGAAUGAAUCGUGCCUCAGUAAAUAUACAAAUGCAAAUUAAGCAACACACAUUAUUAUAAUCAGCUGACUAAGGAUUAGACAUUAUGUCAAAAUUUGUAUAUACCAUUAGAAACAAUAAAACGACACACUAUGCAGGAAAGAAUUUCGGAACACCACCUCAGUAAGAUUGGUUACGAUCGAUUGCCAAAACUUUAA
Hermetia illucens (black soldier fly) is the source of this 3577-nucleotide messenger RNA. RefSeq names its product 5'-3' exonuclease PLD3-like. Bases 1123 to 2454 code for a protein of 443 amino acids. The record is from RefSeq and is a predicted model, not a curated record. NCBI's taxonomy places the organism in Eukaryota, Metazoa, Arthropoda, Insecta, Diptera, Stratiomyidae. The transcript has 7 exons.